Rhineura floridana is the source of this 2166-nucleotide messenger RNA. Its product is annotated as vomeronasal type-2 receptor 26-like. The transcript is spliced from 4 exons. Gene Ontology annotation, cellular component: membrane. Gene Ontology annotation, molecular function: G protein-coupled receptor activity. NCBI's taxonomy places the organism in Eukaryota, Metazoa, Chordata, Lepidosauria, Squamata, Rhineuridae. The record is from RefSeq and is a predicted model, not a curated record. The coding region runs from base 1 to 2166 and encodes 721 amino acids. Gene Ontology annotation, biological process: G protein-coupled receptor signaling pathway.
AUGAGAAAGACCUACCAGUAUGUAUUCACUUUCAUGUUUGCUGUUGAGGAGAUCAACAAGGAUCCAGACUUACUACCCAAUGUCACCCUGGGAUUCCACAUUUUUGACAACUUAUUUCAGGCAGGAUUAAAUGAUGAUAUCACUCUGUCUCUACUAUCUGCACAAAAAGACAUCUUUCCCAAUUACCAAUGUGGAAGGCAGUACACGAUGCCUGCAGUCACUGGAGGACUGAAUUCUGAAUCUUCUAUUCAGAUAGGCACCAUCUUGAGUCUCUACAAGAUCCCACAGCUCAGUUAUUAUCCAGUUCAUCGAGUACUGUGUGACAAAAUCCAGUUCCCUUUCUUUUACCAAAUUGCCCCAAAUGAAGCUUCUCAGUAUGAAGGGAUAGUGCACUUGCUAAAAUAUUUUGGAUGGAUAUGGAUUGGCCUCACUGUUUCUAAUAAUGACAGUGGGGAGGCAUUUGCACAAAGUUUGAAAGCAAUGCUCAGUAGGAAUGGCAUCUGUGUUGACUUCACAGAAAAGGCACCAUUAAUCCUUCUGCAUUCUUCUAAUGGGGAACAACGCAAUAUAUUUUCUGUGGGAAAUAUUCUGGCAGCUCUUCAGAAGACUAAAGCCAAUGUCAUCGUUGUACAUGGGGACACUUACUCUCUGCAGGGUUUACAAAUUAUAUUCCAUCUUCAACAUCACAUUGGAAAGAAACCCAAAGAGAAGAUUUGGAUUGCAACAGCCCAGGUGGACUUCACGUCAAAGCUUUUUCCAGAUGACUGGAAUGUAAGAUACUUCCAGGGCUCCUUGUCCAUGGUUAUCCACAAAAAUGAUGUUCCAGGAUUUCAGAGAUUUCUGCAGACAUAUAACCCUCAACAGCUCAAAAAUAGUAUGUUGAUGAAAAACUUCUGGAAUGCUGCAUUUGGAUGUAGCAUCAAACAAGCCACACAAAAACACAAACUGUGUACAGGGGAGGAAAAACUAGAGAGUCUUCCUGAGACCAUAUUUGAAAUGAGCAUAUCUGGACAAAGUUACAGUAUUUACAAUGCACUCCUUGCCUUGGCACAUACUUUACAUCAAAUUUACUCAUCCAGACAGACAGUAUGGUUAGAAACUCCUAAAAUGGACAGUCAGAAAAUGAGGCCAUGGGAGACAUUGCCCAAGUCAAGGUGUUCUGAGAGAUGCCGACCAGGAUAUCACAGAAGUGUUAUUGAGGGAGAACCAUCUUGCUGCUAUGAUUGUUUCCAGUGUCCAGAGGGGACCAUUUCUAACCAGACAGAUGCAUAUCAAUGUGUUAAGUGUUCCAGAGAUGAACAUCCCAAUAAGAAUAAAAACCAAUGUAUCCCUAAAGCCAUACAUUUUCUGGGCUAUGGUGACACGUUAGGGAUCAGUUUGGCUUCUGCUGGGCUUUUUUUUGCUCUCAUCACAGCCCUGGUUCUUGGAACCUUUAUUAAACACCAGGAUACACCUAUCGUCAAAGCUAACAAUCGGGACCUGACCUACCUCCUGCUAAUCUCCCUCUUGAUCUGCUUCCUUAGCUCCUUGCUCUUCAUAGGAAGACCAAGCAAGGUAACUUGCCUUCUUCGACAAGCUGCUUUUGGAAACAUUUUUUCACUUGCACUUUGUUGUGUGCUUGCUAAAACCAUCACGGUGGUUGUGGCAUUCAUGGCCACAAACCCUGGAAGCAAGAUGAGGAAAUGGGUGGGCAAAAGACUCUCCAACAUCAUUAUCAUUUUUGGCUCUCUUGUUCAAGUUAGCAUCUGUGCCAUCUGGCUAUUCACCUCUCCCCCAUUCCCAGAUCUUGAUAUGGUCUCACAGCCUGAACAUAUUGUAGUACGAUGUAAUGAAGGCUCAGGUAUCAUGUUUUACACUGUUCUGUGCUACAUGGGCUUUCAGGCCAGUGUCACCUUCACUGUGGCCUUCCUAGCCAGGAAAUUGCCAGACAGUUUCAAUGAAGCCAAGUUUAUCACCUUCAGCAUGUUGGUUUUUUGCAGUGUCUGGGGAUCCUUCAUUCCAACCUUCCUGAGCAUCAAGGGCAAAUACAUGGUGGCUGUGGAGAUCUUCUCUAUUUUGGCAUCGAGCGCUGGGUUACUGUGUUGCAUUUUUGCCCCUAAAAUUUACAUUAUUUUGCUGAGACCUGACAUGAACACCAGGGACCAAUUCUUCAAGAAGAAAGAUUAG